UUUCACCCACCAGUUGAUUCUCGACUCAUGAGCACUUACGAUCCUCAAGUGCGCCCUGUGAAGAAUAUCUCGACGAUCGUCCAUGUCGACUUCAUCUUGUUCUUCAAUCAAGUUCUCGACAUGGAUGAGCGAGUGCAGAUGUUGACCAGUGCUACCUGGCUGACCAUCAUGUGGCACGAUGAAUACUUAAUGUGGGAUCCUGCUGACUAUGGCGGCGUUAAGAAGAUAAAAGUCCAGAGUAAUAGCAUUUGGUUGCCGGAUCUUUUCUACUAUAACAGUGCCCUGGUACAGCAUCAACCAUUCUUGAAGGGGACCAUCAUAAAAGCCAAGUACAAUGGCGAGAUCAUGUGGGCUGCUCCCGUCAACUUCAAGGGUCAUUGCAAGAUCAACGUGAGGUACUUCCCUUUUGAUAAGCAGAGCUGCGAAAUGAAGUUUGGACCAUGGCAACAUGACGGCACUGAGUUGGUCAUAACAGGGCAAGGUGAUACGUCAGUAUUCAUCAGCAAUGGCGAGUGGGACAUGAAAGGAUUGACCUGGGUCAACAACGUGGAAUAUUACCCGGAUGACCCUGGGGUGCCGUACACCGAUGUCACUUUCACCGUCUACUUCCAGCGCCGAUCUCAGUUCUAUGUCUUCAACCUCCUCGUCCCUGCCAGCAUCAUAACGUUGAUGGCGUCCAUGGCGUUUCUUCUGCCGCCAACAUCGCAGGGCAAGGUUACGCUUGGCGUCACCUUUCUGCUUUCCAAGACAGUUUUCCUGAUGAUUGUUGCCGAAUCAAUGCCUCCAACCAACGAAGUUCCUAUAUUAGGAGAAUACUUCGCUGUGCUCAUGAUACUCGUUAGCUUGUCUCUUGUUCUCAACGUCAUCGUCGUGUCCGUCUACAACUGCGGUAAUUGCGGCGACCCUCUACCUCAUUGGGUGCGGGUGGUCGCCCUGCACGUCCUCGCCCCCAUCGUCCGGGUGAAGGUGGAAUCAAAGCGGUUUCCACCUUCCCGUGCUGCAAGACACGCCAGUGGGCGACCGAGUGCAGGCCAUAGAGUGACGGCCAAGUUACGCGAGAAGGCGUACGAGAAAGUGCCGCUCAAAGAAAAGUCACUGAACAACCACUCUCAACAGUACACGGUAGGUGAUCCAUACUCCAUGCACAACGGCGGAGGCAUGGAGAAGGAGAACUCGCACGGUGGAAUGUACGCGGGCCACUUCCAAAAGAUUGCGGGUGAACUUCGACGGAUGAAUGACAUUCUCAUCACCAUCACCACAGAAGCCCUGAGCGUGGACAAGAAAACGUCGACCAAGGAGAAAGCCAUCCAAAAGGAAUGGUUGCAGAUAGCCAAGGUGCUGGACCGAGUGUUUCUAACGCUCUAUCUUCUUGGGAAUGCCAUGACAGUUACCUACCUGCUUGUUACUAUUCAUCAAACAUCGUCCAUCCUUGAAGAUAUCCAACACGCGCAGGAUAAUAACCUUGAAGCGCAUUACAACAGUGCUUAAACAAUUGAGCAAACCUACUCUAAUCGAGUGAGUUUCCUUUUAAACUACAAUGAUGAACAGUCGGUCCAUGCACAGCCCGUGUGCAAAUGAAAUAUUACGUUGAUUAUUUUGGUCAAUACAGCUCUCGCAUGCGCUUUGUAUUGAGCCGAAAUAAACAUCUUUAUGAAACGAUAAGACCUUUAUAUGAUGUUAAUCACCGUUUAUAUGGAUUUUCCAUCCUUAUCAAAAUUAUAUUCGAAACUGUGUAGCUGUGGCUGCGUGGUUGACGGUUAUAGCACAUUUACAUAUAAAGCAAUUAUACAACCACACAUUUCUUACGGAAUAGAGGUGUGGGGAAGCACUUAUUAGACUAGCCUAAGAAGUUUAUUAUAUUCACAGAAAAUGGCAGUUCGUGCCAUAACAUUUAGUGAAUGGAGAACUCCUUCAGAUCCAUUAUUUAAAAGAUUGCGAAUCCUAAAUGUGUAUAAGUUACAUGAUUUAUCAACUUCUACUUUCAUGUUUGAUCUAGUCAAUGGCAUUAUGCCUCAUAUUUUGAUAGAGUACUGUGACAUUAUAGAACAUAGCUAUUCCACAAGACAAAAAGAAGGUGGACAAUUACGUCUUCCAAAAUUAAGAACGACACAAGGUCAAUUUUCAUUGUCUUUUGUGGGCAGUGAAUUUUGGAAUAGAUUACCUGUUGAUGUCAGAUUGACAAGGUCU
Messenger RNA from Strongylocentrotus purpuratus (purple sea urchin), 2187 nucleotides. Its product is annotated as neuronal acetylcholine receptor subunit alpha-9-like. The record is from RefSeq and is a predicted model, not a curated record. Lineage: Eukaryota; Metazoa; Echinodermata; Echinoidea; Camarodonta; Strongylocentrotidae. Gene Ontology annotation, cellular component: synapse; postsynaptic membrane; neuron projection. Gene Ontology annotation, molecular function: transmembrane signaling receptor activity; acetylcholine-gated monoatomic cation-selective channel activity. The coding region runs from base 28 to 1488 and encodes 486 amino acids. Gene Ontology annotation, biological process: signal transduction; monoatomic ion transmembrane transport; chemical synaptic transmission. The transcript is spliced from 7 exons.